Molecule: messenger RNA, 4708 nt
Organism: Argiope bruennichi
Lineage: Eukaryota; Metazoa; Arthropoda; Arachnida; Araneae; Araneidae
Product: multidrug resistance-associated protein 1-like
Exons: 32
Coding region: 126-4640 (1504 amino acids)
Biological process (GO): transmembrane transport
Cellular component (GO): membrane
Molecular function (GO): ATP binding; ABC-type transporter activity; ATP hydrolysis activity
Source: RefSeq, a predicted model, not a curated record
ACAGUUGCCAGUUUGAACAGCGGAUUUUGUUAUUAUUAUUUUUUUCUCACCAGAAGAAUUUUUCUUUGACAGGCUGUGUGGUUCAGUAUUUAAUAGAUGACAGAAGAGAAAGAUGUUGUCACACAAUGGAUAACUUUUGUGGAGAAUCUUUCUGGGACAUUAACAAGACUUGGCAUGCUGAAGUCCCCGAUUUCUCGUCUUGCUUCCAAGACAUUGUUCUAGUGACCGCACCAUGCAGCUUAUUUUCUCUCUUCUUCCUUCUAAGCUUAUGGAGCCUAGUAAAUCGUUCGUCACUUAGUCCACUUCCGUGGACAUGGCUGAAUAUAACUAAAUCGGUAUUAUCGUUGUCAUUGCUGCUUAUAAAUGCUGUGUGGUGUGGCAUUUUAUUUCAUGAAAAUAUUUCCUACGAAAGUGUACCUCAUACUGCUCUACUUUCAUCAAGUUCUAAAGUUAUAGUAUAUCUAUUAGUGAUGAUUUUGAUGUUGAUGCACAAAAGUCGUGGUAUUACAACUUCGACGCUUCUAACCAUCUUUUGGAUUGUCUUCUCAGUUUGUGGAAUCCUUCUUCAUAGGUCAGCUCUUUUACAAUACUUCAUGUCGGAAAUAAAACCACCAUCAGUUAUAUUUGCUCUUGAGAUGAUGUAUUAUCCUUUAAUUUAUAUUCAGCUUGUGCUAUCAGCCUUUACAGAUAAAAAAGGAGUAGAGUCCUUGAAAGAUGGAAAUGUACUGGACGAAGUGUCAUUUUUGUCAUUUGUCUCAUAUUCUUGGUUCAAUGAAGUAGUUUUCAAGAGCAGAAAACAGAUUUUAACCGUCAGUGACUUAUCAUUCUUGAGCGCAAGACUUACAGCUCAGCAUGUGUACAAAACGUUUUCCAAUAAUUGGAAACUUCUUGUGAAUGCAGCAGAACUACACUCCAAAAGUCUUGUGUGGGCGUUAAUAAAAUCAUUCUGGGUGUGGAUUGUUGCAGGAACUGUUUUGGAGGUGUUCUUUGUAUUUAUGCUAUUUUUGCCGCCUCUCAUCCUUGACCGCAUUAUAGACUUCGUGCAUCAUGAUCACUACAGUUGGAGAGGACACUUAUUCGCUUUGAUGAUUUUCUUAACAAUAUUCAUUGGGAAAAUCAUGCAGAACAGCUCCAUUUUUCUACUAAUUAUUUCUGGAGUUCAACUUAAAUCAGCUCUUAUGGGUGCUGUUUAUAGAAAAAAUCUUUUGAUAUCUGAAUCAAUUAGAAAAAUGUAUUCCAGCGGUACUCUUAUGAAUCUGGUGUCAGUAGAUGUGGAAAGAAUUGAAUAUUUCACAUAUCAUUGUGCAAGUCUGAUAUCAUCUCCAAUUAAAAUAAUUGUGAUAAUUUUCAUCAUGUGGCAAUACAUCGGUCCAUCUUGCUUGGCUGGUGUACUGGUUAUGGUUGUUUCAUUUCCCAUCGCCAUAUAUGCUUCCACUGUGAAUGAAAGGUACUCGGAAGAGCAAAUGGAAAAGAAGGAUUUAAGAUUGAAGUAUAUGGGCGAAAUCCUAAAUGGAAUCAAAAUUCUCAAGUUAUAUGCUUGGGAGAUAGCUUUCUCUACUAAAGUCUCUGAUUCCAGAAAAGCAGAAUUGAAAUUAAUUCAUCUUUCUCAACUUUGUCGAGUUGCUAUAAGUUUUGUUUUUUUCUGCACACCUUUUAUGGUGUCUCUUGCAAGUUUUGCCACCUAUUUGCUUGUCGAUUCGAGAAAUGUUCUGGAUCCUACAAAAGCGUUUGUUUCACUAACACUGAUGGAUCAAUUGAGGUACGCUCUGUUUGAGAUACCCGAAGCCCUAGCAGAACUCAUUCAGAGUAAAAUCGCUCUAGAACGUAUAAGAAAAUUUCUCAUUACCGAAAAUAUGAAUCCGAACAUUAUUGGAAGCAAUCCAGAGAAAGGUGAGACUAUCACCGUCAAAAGUGCUACUUUUUCUUGGGGCAUUGGAUCAAAUCCGACUCUGAUGGACAUCACUCUUCGAAUCCGCAGAGGUUCUCUGUAUGCCGUGAUAGGGCCUGUUGGUUCAGGAAAGUCCUCUUUGAUCUCGGCUUUGCUGGGAGAAAUGCAUAAAUUGAGUGGUGCAGCAGAUUUGAAGGGCAGUAUUGCUUAUGUUCCGCAACAAGCAUGGAUUCUUAAUCGAAGUGUCAGAGAAAAUAUCCUGUUGGCCAAACAUAUUCGAGAAGAAAAGUACCACAAAAUUUUGGACAAAUGUUGCCUUCGACCAGAUUUAGAAAUUUUGCCUGCUGGAGAUGCGACAGAAAUUGGAGAAAAGGGUGUGAAUCUCAGUGGAGGCCAGAAACAACGCAUUAGCAUAGCUCGAGCAGUUUACCAAGAUAAAGAUAUUUACCUCUUAGACGAUCCCCUCAGUGCAGUCGAUGUUCACGUGAGAAAAUCUCUGUUUGACGAUGUCAUUGGCAACGAAGGUCUUUUAAGAAGAAAAACCAGAAUACUUGUUACUCACGAUGUAUCCUUACUGCAUAAAGUAGACACCAUUAUCACGAUGAAAGAUGGGAGAAUUGCUGAAAUCGGGUCCUAUUACGAAUUGCUUAAACGUGGCGAAUCUUUUACAAGUUUUGUUCGUGAACAUACAAAUACAAAAACGAUGGAAGAAAAUCUGAAAAGAGCUCCCAGGACUCGCCAGGAUUCUACGACAUCUAAUGAAGAUAUUCUUUGCUCAGAGGUAUCAGAGCAUUCGGGACCAUUAGCAAACUCCGCGAUUGAACCUGCAAAUGUUAAAACUUCCGAAGAAAGUAAACGACAAAUUUCGAGACCUUUUUCUCGAUUUCUCUCGACGGAGCCCAGAACUUCUUUUGAUCAAGCAUUAAGUGAGGAUAAUUUGUCCAUGAGUCAAAAAGGAGAUUAUUGUAAAGAAAAUGAAUAUAAAUUGACAGAAGACGAAAAAAUGGAGAUUGGUGGGGUGAACGCUCAAAUUUAUUGGGAAUAUGUGAAACAUGCCGGUUUGCACGUGUUCUUCAGCGCUAUGCUCGGAUAUAUGCUGUUUGUUGCUUUUGAAACAGGUGGAAACAUUUGGUUAAGUGAGUGGACUGCGCAAGGUCUCCAUAACGGUACUCAGGAUAAAUCUUCAACAACAACGGGGCUUUCUGUGUAUGGUAUUCUUGGAUUUGCGCAAGCUGUUAGUGUGGUGAUUGGAAGUGCCAUUCUUGUUUAUGGAACUGUUAAAGCAUCAGAAAGAUAUCAUAAAAAUCUUCUGGCCAGCAUUAUACGAGCGCCCAUGUCAUUCUUCGAUCAAACGCCCAUGGGACGGAUAAUGAACAGAUUUAGUACAGACAUGGACAUCAUGGAUAUUCAGAUAUAUCCCAUUUUAGAUGCAUGGUUCCAUUGCUUGCUGUAUUCUUUAGCAUCGUUCAUUGUCAUAGGAAUGAACACUCCAAUAUUUCUUGUCAUUCUUCUACCGAUCGGAGUCGCUUAUUACAUCAUUCAAAGACUCAAUUUGAAUACUUAUCGUCAAGUGAUGAGACUCGAAUCUACUACCAGAUCUCCAAUUUACAGCCAUUUCUUGGAGACCAUUCAGGGUGUUUCUUCUAUCUGCGCCUACAAAGUUCGAGAAGAAUUUACUAAAAAUUUUGAAGAAAAAUUAAAUAUUCAUAUGUUGUGCAAUUUCAACACGAUUUCUUGUAACAGAUGGUUACAAUUUUGGUUGGAUCUGCUUGGAUGUCUGAUAGUUUUGAUAGCUACAUUAUUAGCGAUCCAAGCAAGAUAUACUUUGGGACCAGCGGUGGUUGCCUUGAUGAUAACGUAUGCUUUAUCGGUUACAGAUGCUUUGAUGUGGUUCGUUCGAACAAACUCGGAAUUAGAAAACAAGAUUAUAUCUAUAGAAAGAUUGGAUGAAUAUUGUAGAUUAAAAUCCGAAGCUCCUUGGUUUUUGACACAUGACAACUUUUAUCACAACUGGCCUCAACGUGGCAAUAUAGAUUUCUAUGGUUACAGUACAAGAUAUGCAGAGGGAUUAGACCUUGUUCUCAAGGACGUAAAUCUACACAUAGAAUCCCAUGAAAAAGUUGGUAUAGUCGGACGCACUGGCGCGGGCAAGUCAUCAAUUACAAUGGCUUUGUUCCGAAUCAUUGAACCGGUUCAAGGUUCCAUUGUGAUCGAUAAUAUCGAUAUAACUACCGUGGGACUGCAUUGCUUAAGAUCAAAAUUGACAAUUAUCCCUCAGGAUCCUGUUGUAUUUACUGGAACACUUCGGAUGAAUGUCGACCCAAACAAUGAGUACAAAGAUGAGGAUAUUUGGGAAAGUUUGGAUAAAGCUCAUUUAAAGACAUUCGUAUCCAAUUUAAGUGAAGGUUUAGAAUACGAUCUUGAAGAAGGUGGUACCAACUUUAGUGCUGGACAACGACAGCUUCUUUGCCUAGCAAGAGCACUUUUGAAAAAGACGAAAAUUUUGGUUUUAGAUGAAGCCACAGCUUCAGUGGAUAUGGAUACAGAUAGCCUCAUUCAGAACACGAUUCGCACUGCUUUUAAUAACGAUACUGUGAUCACCAUUGCUCACAGAUUGAAUACAAUUAUAGAUUACGACAAGAUAGUAGUUAUGGAAAGUGGGAGUAUUCGUGAAGUUGGCAACCCAAAAAUCCUGCUGAAAGAUCCAGAUUCCACAUUUUAUCAAAUGUGUAAAGAUGCAGGUUUAAUAUAAAAUUGAUGUAUUGUUGUACUUUUAAAAAAAGCAUAGCUAUUUAUUAAAUUUUAUGUGCUUUUCAAAAA